Messenger RNA from Papaver somniferum (opium poppy), 2426 nucleotides. RefSeq lists its product as uncharacterized. The record is from RefSeq and is a predicted model, not a curated record. NCBI's taxonomy places the organism in Eukaryota, Viridiplantae, Streptophyta, Magnoliopsida, Ranunculales, Papaveraceae. Bases 71 to 1534 code for a protein of 487 amino acids. The transcript is spliced from 8 exons.
UCGAACUAGAAAGAAAAUAAUGGUCUGAAGUUUUUUCUUUUUUUUCUUUCUUUCUGGAGUAGUGGUGGUAAUGGUUACUUAUCAAGCUUCCAAAUUGAAUCUGUCAUCUUCUCAUUCUUCAAAGGAGGUAUUUGUUGCCUCCCUUUUAUAUGAACCUUUUUCUCAGUCUUUAGCUUUAAUGCAUUCCGAUUCUUCUAUACUUCUUUUCCCUGCUUUCUCUCCAUUUUCACCUUCUUCUUCUGAUUCUUCUAAUACCGAAAAAACCCUAAUUCCCCCGUCUUGUUCUUCUUCAUGUUUUCUUCGUCUUCAAUCGAAUCCAAAUUCAACUGAAGGUCGUACUGUUUUUAUUGUUGCUAGUCCGCAUAAUGGUGGUUCUAGGGUUCUUCUUCGAUUAUGGGUACUACAGAAGAACCAGGUAUUUGCUAAAGCCCAAGUUAAUUGCAGUCAAAGUGACCUUAAGCUUGACAAUAGUAAAUUAGGGUUAGUCAUUGAUCUGACUCAUGGAUUUUCUGUCAAGCUUGUUGGGUCAGUUAAUUUUUUCGCUUUGCAUUCUGUAUCUGCUAAAAAAAUUUGGGUAUUUGGUGCAAAAGUUGUGGAUGAUGAAAGUGUGAAAUUAAUGAAAUGUGCUGUUAUCGAUUGCUGUCUUCCAAUUUCUUCGAAUACUAUUUCGUUGGGGUUUUUGAUUUUGGGUGAGGAUAAUGGGGUUAGGGUUUUCCCAUUGAGGACACUUGUGAAGGCUAGAGUGAAGAAGCCUAGAGAUUCUGGAAGGAGGAGAGAGGAAAAUUGUGAGAAUGGCCUGGACAGCGAUGCAUUUUCAAAGGUUCAGGGAAUGAAUAUACCUAAUGGACCAAUUCGAUAUGCUAAUGGAAGCAAUGAAUCGUGUAGUUCUACUGUGGCUAGUUCGAAAUCUGUGGUUGGCUGUCAUGGUGUCAAAAGUACUGCUUUGAAAGGGACAAUUGAGAUUGCUUCUAAUGGCUACACUGGGAAAAUUGCCGAGAAUUCUUUUUCUGUGAAGCAUAGGAUUUUAAAGCUAAAACAGGACUCAGGUUUAGGUGGCUCGUUUUUUGUGAAUUUUAAGGGUGUGGAGAUGCAAAGUCAGAUAUUGGUCACAGUAUUAAAAGCUGUUUCAGUCCAAGCUCUUUCGCAUAAAAGGUUGCUAAUUUUGGACUCGGUAGGAGAUUUACACCUUUUGAGUAUGUAUGGUACAUCUCCUGGGCCAGAAACCACUGGUCAGAUGAGGCGUCUGGGUCAUGCUAUGAAAACUCAAAUGCUGUUUGUUCUUCCUGAUUUUUCUACAAGAAUGCAUAACUUUUGGAUGUCCGAUGGGCCCCACACCAUUCACAUGAUGUCCAUAUCUGAAAUGGGAAUUCAUGUGAACGACACUGAUAAACAUGAAAUUGGGGAAAAGCUGAUGCAGAUCUCAGCUGUUGAAGCAAUAUUUUCAAGCGAAAGGAUCCAGAAUGUAAUUCCUCUUUCAGGAAAGGCAAUAUUGGUUCUUGGACAAGGCAAUAUAUUUGCUUACGCAAUCUCCUGAAGUUGAUAAGUGAUUUAUUUGAUUGCAGUGGUAAUUCUGUUCUAUGUCUGUCAAAUUGGUUCAUGCUGAUGGAGUUGGCUUUAUGGUUCAGUGUCCUUUGGCAAUGGCCAUUGCUGGUUGCUUCUCUUUGAUUACUUUGGUGCUGUUUAUCCGAAGUACUGGGCUCAGGUUGUGUUGGUUUCUAGUUGCAGAUAUGGCCUAAUGAAUACUGAGCUCGAAAGAAGGUGCAAUCACCUGGUCUUGCUACAGCCUUCAGUUUAUAAUAUCACCGGUGAAUGCGACCAAUGAGCUCUAAUGAUUUGUCUAAGCCGCGUUUGUCAGCUUGCAUCUUACUUCACCUAGCAGAGUGUUGUUCAAGUGGAAGGUGCAAAUGAAAUCCAAGAUGCAAUAAGGUAAUGAUGAUGCGACUUCUGUUUAUUAAAGCGUGCUAGUAAAGAGAAAACUUGUUUAUCUAUUGCCUAGGAUGCUUCUUCAUGAACUGCAAGAUGCAAUAAGGUAAUGAUGAUCCGACUUUUAUUUUAUUAAGGCGUCCCAGUAGGACUGUUACUUGUUUAUCAAUUGCAAAAUUUCUUUAUGCCUAUAUAUUACAAUUUAAUAAACUGUUUAGUCUUUUCUAUUAGUAGUGAGCAUUUAUAUUUUUCAAUUAAUACACAUAAUUUAAGUUGUUGAUGCUGAGGAUAUUGAGUUAGAAUGAUGAAUCAUGACGUAUCUCAUUCUGCUUUGACGAAUUUCAUCAUGUUUUACCUUUUAUAAUUUAUGGUCUCUGUUAAGUAUCUCAUGAGAUACUGCUACUAGUGUCAUCUAGUUUUUUAGCAAUCUUACCACUAGUGUAACUAUACUCCAUCUAAUUUUAAUGCACAAGAAUUGGGUUAUCAUCUGCCCUGCAAUUAAA